Saccostrea echinata is the source of this 654-nucleotide messenger RNA. RefSeq names its product leukocyte tyrosine kinase receptor-like. Gene Ontology annotation, biological process: multicellular organism development; cell surface receptor protein tyrosine kinase signaling pathway; protein phosphorylation. The coding region runs from base 1 to 624 and encodes 207 amino acids. The transcript has 7 exons. Gene Ontology annotation, cellular component: signaling receptor complex. Lineage: Eukaryota; Metazoa; Mollusca; Bivalvia; Ostreida; Ostreidae. The record is from RefSeq and is a predicted model, not a curated record. Gene Ontology annotation, molecular function: ATP binding; transmembrane receptor protein tyrosine kinase activity.
AUGGAUGGUGAUUUAAAGAAUUAUCUUCGUAAAAACAGAGACCUCGGUGUGUGUAUGGCUACCGUAUUUUCGCUAACACAUGCCUUGAAACUCGCAAUUAAUGUAUGUCGAGCCUGUGUAUAUCUGGAGGCAAUCAAAUUUAUUCACAGGGACAUUGCUGCAAGGAACUGCUUAAUUUUAAACAGAGAAGGUCAGGUGGUGGUUAAGAUAGCCGAUUUUGGGAUGGCAAGGGAUGUCACGAUGACGCAAUAUUAUGUUAAGGAGGGGACUUGCAAAGUUCCAGUGCGUUGGAUGUCGCCAGAGUCAAUGCUGAAUGGACGUUUUAGUUCAAAAACAGAUAUAUGGGCUUUCGGGGUGCUUAUGUGGGAGAUCUACACCGGAGCUCGGUUGCCUUACGGUGAUUUUACGAUAGACGCUGUCAUGAGUCACAUCAUUCAGGGAGGAAAACUGGAUAAACCUGCGAAAUGUUCACAUGAUGUAUGGCAGAUCAUGCAGAUGUGUUGGUUGGACUGUGCGGAUGAGAGGCCUCCGUUCAGAGACCUAGAGAAAUCACUACAAACGUGUCUAACUACUGGCGAUCAACAGGAAAGUGAAGGGAAUACAGAAGACACUAUCUUAUUGUGAAAAUGACGUGGAAACUCUCUCUCUUUCUUA